AUGGGAACCGGUAUUUCCCGUCGCCGUACCACAACCUCAUCGAGUGGUGGUGCCGACUGGCGUAAUUUGAGCGUGCUCACGAACGAUGAUGGUACCACUUGCAAGGCCAAAAUUAGCGACAAGGAAACGACAAAACAAGAACAUGUUGCCAGUCUUAUUGGACUUUGGCGUAGCACUGCUCGCAAAGCUGUUAAAAUUAUGCAAGAUCCUUGGUUUCAUUUUUUCAUUUGCGAGAUUCCAAUAAUGAGAGCUCGUCGUUAUCGCUAUUCAUCAAUUAGACAGUCUUGGACUGAAGACAUUGUUGAGGUACGCCUUCUUCAAGAACCCUUUGCACGCGGUGCUCUUAGAGAAUGCUACAGGCUGAAGAAACUUCCAUCCAGUAGUUGUGUUCGCGAUUGGAAGUAUGCUCAUAACUACGUUGCAAAGAGGUAUAUGCAGGAAGUGGGUCGCUCUGUGUUUUUUGAGGAUGUUAGACUGCAAAUGGAUGCAAAACUAUGGGCUGAGGAAUAUAACCGUUAUAACCCACCCAAAAAGAUCGAUAUUGUUCAGGUGUGCGUCCUCGAAAUCAUUGACUUGCCAUCCCAACCACUAUUUCAUCUUGAACAUUUCAUUGAAGGUGACUACAUCAAGUACAACUCUAAUUCUGGUUUUGUUUCUGAAGUCGCUCGUAAAACGCCACAGGCGUUUUCCCACUUUACAUUCGAGCGAUCAGGCCAUCAGAUGAUGGUGGUAGACAUUCAAGGAGUUGGAGAUCUUUACACGGAUCCUCAAAUACACACAGUGAUUGGAACGGACUAUGGUGAUGGGAAUUUGGGUACGCGUGGGAUGGCUUUGUUCUUUCACUCUCACUUGUGCAAUGACAUUUGCCAUUCACUUUGCUUAACUGAAUUUGAUCUGUCCGAUUCGGAACGUUCAGCGCUCAGUAGUUGUUCACCACCAAGUCUUCUGAACCAGUCAACAGUAUUAACUCGACCAGGAAGUGCUUGUUCAGCAGUUGUUCCUGAGUUUACUCAAGAAAAUGCAAUGAAAUCCCUCCGGCUACGCACAAUUUCUAUUCGAAGUCGUACAUCAUCUACAGGUGAUUCUAAAGUGGAGUCAUUUCCAGGUAGUGGUGAACUGCACAACGAUGACUGUCUCUGUGACGACUGCUUCACUCAUAACCCUACUAAUAUUGAAGUUGAACCUUUCGUUGAUUACGCUGACGACAUUAAUAAAGAAUGUGAAGAUCUUGAGCAUAGUCACCCUCGAAAGGUCGGUUUCCAUACACUCAGCGUGGAGCGUCGUGAGCGUUCGAGUAGUGUCGCAAGCUCACUUGGUUCUGGUUCACUUGGUAGCUCUUCGAGAUUUACCCGUGAUACAGAGAUGGACGAAUAUUGGUCAGUAACUCGAAAGAAAUCUAUACCCGCUGGCGUUGUGCCGGCUAUGGAGUUGCUGGACCAUAAUGCCGAACCGACGAGAAUUACCCAGUGUACUUCUAUUCUAGGCCAAAUUCACUUAGAUCUAGCGCGUUACCAUGAGCUGGGUAGGUUUUUAUUAGAAGAGGAUAACGAAGACAAACGAAUUGCGCUUGGAACCGACUUGUGCGCUGAUACGAGAACUACGUGUUCUACUGUCAGAUAUGAUAAAGAGUCUGCUCUUUUCCAUCUCGAUAUAGCGAGACGAUGUGGAGUCGUAGAAGCAAUAGUCACUGUUGCUCAGAUGGCCUUUAAACUCUCCCACGACCUCUUGAAAGAUGUUGGUGAAAACGAAGUUUGGCCAAGGGGCGAAGAUAGCGCUAAUGGAGAACAUCGCGAUCAGGAAAAGUUUGCUUUUGAACUUAUGGAAACCGCUGCAGAAAUGGGGAACCAAAGUGCAAUGUUAUUCGUGGCAGAGGCUUAUGAAACUGGACGAAAAAUGGGGCGCGAUGCACAGCCCAGCUAUCCAGAAGCCAUAAAAUGGUACGAAAAACUAGUUGGCUUUAAUGAUGGUGAUGGAACGGGAAUUGUGCUUCCGCGAUACAAAGUGUUAGCAAAGAUAGCCCAAAUGUAUCAAGAAGGUGGGUGUGGAUUAACGCAAGACUUCGAGCGUGCUUUCAACCUCUAUACAGAAGCUGCUGAGGUCGCAGUUGAAGCAAUGCAAGGAAAGCUAGCUCACAAAUACUAUGAGCAAGCUGAAAUGUGUGCUCGUUAA
This is a messenger RNA of Angiostrongylus costaricensis, 2169 nucleotides long. The record is from the annotation of a GenBank genome assembly. Lineage: Eukaryota; Metazoa; Nematoda; Chromadorea; Rhabditida; Metastrongylidae.